AUGGGGAUGCAAGACUAUGAGCGGGCCAUCUUUAUCAACUGCGACGCAAAGGAGAUGCCAGGCCAAAAGUCAAAAGAGAACAGGGGACAAGCAGAGCUCUGCCUCCACAUCUGCAAGCUCUUGACCAGUGGUUCAGGGCCAGAGGGCCCCUCACACUCAAUUGUGGUGUUGACGCCCUAUACUCGCCAAGCCGAGGUCCUUAAGCGGAUGCUGUCCAGUAUACCCUACAAAGUCGAAGUAUCAAGCAUCGACGGAUUUCAGGGUCGCGAGGCGGACAUCACCGUGUUUGUAACCGUGCGAUGUAACGAGCACCGUGAGAUCGGGUUCUUGAAGGACAUGCGAAGGAUGAAUGUUGCUCUGACUCGGGCAAGAUCAGCGCUGAUUGUUGUUGGGAACCGGGUGACGUUAACCGAAGGGACGGCAGAUGUGGAGAGUGCAGUUAUGUGGAGGAAGUUACUCAGAAGUCUGACAGAGGUGAAGCUAGAGGCUCCCAUCAACGACUCAGUCAAGAAGUGA
This is a messenger RNA of Fusarium verticillioides 7600, 516 nucleotides long. RefSeq lists its product as hypothetical. The transcript has a single exon. The record is from RefSeq and is a predicted model, not a curated record. NCBI's taxonomy places the organism in Eukaryota, Fungi, Ascomycota, Sordariomycetes, Hypocreales, Nectriaceae. The coding region runs from base 1 to 516 and encodes 171 amino acids.